AUGUCGUUCGGCAAGCUCUACAGCUACGCGGGUAACCCGCGUACCACGUCCCUCCUGGCCGUCGCCAAGGAGAACGGCCUCGACAUCGAGUUCGUCGACACUGAGCCUGCUAAGGGUGUGUCCGCCGACUACCUGAAGCUCAACAAGCUUGGAAAGGUCCCUACCUUUGAGGGUGCCGACGGCUUCGUGCUCUCCGAGUGCAUCGCCAUCGCUGUCUACCUGGCCUCGCAGAACGAGAAGACGAGCCUCCUUGGAAAGACCAAGCAGGACUACGCCACCAUCCUGCGAUGGAUGUCCUUUGCCAACACUGAGGUCCUCUCCCCCCUUGGUGGCUGGUUCCGCCCCAUUCUCGGCCGCGACCCCUAUAACAAGAAGAACGUCGAGGACUCACAGAAGGCUGCCCUCAAGGCUGUCCAUGUCCUCGAGGAGCACCUCUUCACCCACACCUACCUCGUCGGCGAGCGCCUGACUCUUGCCGAUCUCUUCGCCGCCAGCAUCAUCGCCCGUGGCUUCCAGUACUUUUUCGACAAGAAGUGGCGCGAUGAGAACCCCAACGUUACUCGUUGGUACGAGACCGUCUACAACCAGACCAGCUACUCGGCUGUUGCUGGCAAGCUCGAGUUCAUCACCGAGGCGUUGAAGAACGUCGCACCCAAGAAGGAGGGUGGUGAGAAGAAGAAGGAGCAGCCCAAGGCCGCCGCCAAGCCCAAGGCAGCGGAGCCUGAGGAGGAUGACGAGCCCGCGCCGGCCCCCAAGCCCAAGCACCCGCUCGAGUCCCUUCCCCGCGCCACAUUCGUUUUGGACGACUGGAAGCGGAAAUACUCCAACGAGGAGACCCGCGAGGUUGCCCUUCCCUGGUUCUGGGAGAAUGCCAACUUCGAGGAGUACUCGAUCUACAAGGUUGACUACAAGUACAACGACGAGUUGACCCUCACCUUCAUGACUGCCAACCUGAUUGGCGGUUUCUUUGCUCGUCUCGAGGGCAGCCGCAAGUACAUCUUUGGUGCUUGCUCGGUAUACGGCGAGGCCAACAACUCGAUCAUCAAGGGUGCUUUCAUCGUUCGCGGCCAGGAGGCUCUCCCCGCUUUCGACGUCGCCCCCGACUAUGAGAGCUACGAGUUCACCAAGCUCGACCCAAGCAAGCCCGAGGACAAGGAAUUUGUCAACGACCAGUGGUCAUGGGACAAGCCCAUCACGGUCGACGGCAAGACAUACGAGUGGGCCGACGGUAAGGGCUCUGGGGGCGGACCAAGCGAAGAUAAUGUUACUGGAUUUCUUGUGCGCUCUACGGCUACAAAGUGGUCUAAGAACUCCGUUAUCGCCGUAGAUGCAGGCUCCCAUCUCGCAGCAAUCACCCGCAUAUUGGCACAGGACUUUCCGCUCGUCUCCAAUCCAGAUCCACCGGUCCCGACUCCACGGAACGGCAGCGGUAGUGGCGAUAGUAAGGAAACCGACGCUCCAUCGCCAGGCACCGCCCCACUCUCCGACGAUGAGUCUGGCGCCGAGACACCAAUUUCGGAACGGGAGGUGCCCGUCACUUUGACGACAUUGCAGAGGGGAGCUUUUGCCGGAUUGCCAUUUCCCCAUGCGAGUGCAAGAGCAAACGCGUUGCACGUAGUAAGGGAGCAUAUCUCGACGUAUCUAAUCACGCACCCGCAUCUAGAUCACGUAUCGGGCUUCGUUAUCAACACAGCAGCGUUCCAUAAUACAUCACGGCCGAAGCGGCUGGCAGCGCUGCCGUUCACAGUCAACGCGAUCAAGACCCAUAUCUUCAACAAUGUCAUUUGGCCGAACCUAACAGACGAGGACGGAGGUGUAGGUCUGGUGACAUUCCAGCGACUUGCCGAGGGCGGUAACAUUGCUCUAGGCGAAGGAAGUGGUAGAGGUUUCAUUGAGGUCUGCGACGGCCUUGGCGUGAAAGGGUUCAAGGUCAGUCAUGGGCACUGCAUGCGAGGACCGGGCCAUGUACAUCGUGGAUCGAACGCAAAUCUACCAGAAACACCGGGCAUACAACAUACGGCUCCGGCUCAACACCUACCAGAUGGGCGCGAAGGCCGCUCGUUGAGCUUUUCUCUUCCUACACAGAGCGCACCUGGUACUCCGGGCUUCAGCGCGCCAGAGCAAGGACGAAGAGCCAGUGGAGUUGCGGGAUUGUCAAACGAUCAUUGUGUGAUUGACUCUACGGCAUACUUCAUUCGCGCCGACUCUACAUCCACCACGCCAAAAAGAGAAGUCCUCAUAUUCGGUGACGUCGAACCAGACUCUUUAUCCCUUUCACCCCGCACAGCACUCAUCUGGGCCGAAGCAGCACCCAAGAUCGCCGCCGGCAUUCUAAGAGGUAUCUUCAUCGAAGUCAGCUACACCAAUGCCCAAGCCGACGCAGUCCUAUUCGGCCACCUCGCACCGCGACAUCUCCUCACCGAACUAAAGAACCUCGCCGAAAUGGUCAAAGAAUCCAAACGCGAGCACGAACGAGAAAAAGAAGAAGUGCGAAAAGGCAGGAAACGAAAGCGUGCAAGUAACACCCUCCUUCUCGACGGGCCCACAUCCGCAGAUCAUCGGAAAGCCAAACCUCUUCACCUCGGCGUAGGCAGGACCAUCGACAGCCCCCUCAUGGGCACAAAUCCACACACCGACGACGAGCAAAUGACAGACUAUGCCCCCUCGCGCGACGCAACCGGUACCCACACGCCUAACCCACACACCCUGCGCGUAUCCCACCCCUCUGCCCCCGCAGCGCUCAAUCUGUCCUCCGUGUCCACCGAGCACAGUCGCGCGUUACUAGCGGCUGCUUUUGACUCGCCGCUCAAGGGCGUCAAGGUCGUCGUGAUCCAUGUCAAAGACUCUUUUGCCGAUGGGCUGCUCAUGGGCGACCAGAUCCUAAGGGAACUGCAGGAAGGGGAGGAGGAGCUUAAGAAGCAGGGGCGCGGGCUGGGGUGUGUGUUUGAAGUCAGUCGGAGUGGGGAGAGCUAUUGGUUCUGA
Messenger RNA from Cucurbitaria berberidis CBS 394.84, 2982 nucleotides. Its product is annotated as EF1G-domain-containing protein. Gene Ontology annotation, biological process: cAMP catabolic process; translational elongation. The record is from RefSeq and is a predicted model, not a curated record. The transcript has 5 exons. Gene Ontology annotation, cellular component: cytoplasm; nucleus. NCBI's taxonomy places the organism in Eukaryota, Fungi, Ascomycota, Dothideomycetes, Pleosporales, Cucurbitariaceae. Gene Ontology annotation, molecular function: 3',5'-cyclic-AMP phosphodiesterase activity; translation elongation factor activity. The coding region runs from base 1 to 2982 and encodes 993 amino acids.